Molecule: messenger RNA, 2567 nt
Organism: Struthio camelus australis
Lineage: Eukaryota; Metazoa; Chordata; Aves; Struthioniformes; Struthionidae
Source: RefSeq, a predicted model, not a curated record
UGUGGCUUGGUGGAGGCUCUGCGGUGCUGGAGCCCUGCCUGGCACCAGCUGCUCCUGCUGGUGCUGCCAAGCCAAGGGUGGCACCGGCGUAAUUCUGUUACGGCGAUUAGAAGCGGACAAACGCUCUUCUAGUUAGACUUUCCUGGGCAGCAGAGAAGGGGUGGCAGAGGAUGCGGUGUGGGAGAUGAGCGGCACCAAGGAUGACGGCCGCUGUCAGAGGGCAGUGCGCAUCGUCGCCGAGCUGUGCCGCAAGAAAAGCCUGCCUAGUCUGGACCUGGACUCCUGCCGGGAAUUCCUCCUGCUGCCCUCAGACCAGAGCCUGAGCAUCUCGGAGCCAGAGCUCUCCGUCAGCCUCCUUGUGCUGGUAGUUGUUGUGUGUGGACUCGCCCUGGUGGCAGUUUUUCUCUUUCUCUUUUGGAAGCUGUGCUGGGUUCCCUGGAGGAACAAGGCCAUUUCUCCUAACCUGGCCGUCUUGCAGAGCGAGGCAGACUACAGUAAGGAGAGUAUGGCAGACAAGCUCAAGGACACAGGCACCAUAAGUUUCUUGGAGGCCGCUGUAAAGAUCAGCCACACAUCCCCAGACAUCCCAGCCGAGGUCCAGCUGUCCAUGAAGGACCACAUCAUGCGGCGUACACGGAUACAGCGGCAAACAACGGAGCCCGCCUCUUCCACCAGGCACAUCUCCUUCAAGAGGCACCUUCCUCGGCAAAUGCAUGUGUCCAGCGUGGACUAUGGUACAGAUGUGCCUGCUGUGGCAGAGCAGUCAACCAGCAUCGGUCGCAUUAAACCUGAACUCUAUAAGCAAAAGUCUGUGGACUCUGAGGACCCCAAAAAAGAGGCAGCAAAAACCUGUGGGAAAAUUAACUUCACUCUCAAGUAUGACUACGAGAAUGAGACGCUGACUGUCCGAAUUCUCAGGGCUUUUGAUCUGCCAGCCAAAGAUUUCUGUGGCAGCUCAGAUCCCUACGUGAAGAUCUACCUCCUGCCCGACAGAAAGCGCAAGUUCCAGACGCGUGUCCACAGGAAGACUCUGAACCCCACCUUUGAUGAGUCCUUCCACUUCCCCGUGCCCCACGAGGAGCUGGCUAGCAGGAAGCUCCACCUGAGUGUCUUUGACUUUGAUCGGUUCUCCAGGCACGACAUGAUCGGAGAAGUUAUCUUGGAGAACCUGUUUGAGGCCUCCGAUCUGUCCCGGGAGACAACCAUCUGGAAGGACAUUCAGUACGCCACAACCGAGAGCGUGGACCUGGGAGAGAUCAUGUUUUCCCUUUGUUAUUUGCCAACUGCCGGUCGGCUCACCUUAACAGUCAUUAAGUGCAGAAAUCUCAAAGCGAUGGAUAUCACCGGUUACUCAGAUCCAUAUGUCAAAGUGUCUUUGCUCUGUGACGGGCGAAGACUGAAGAAGAAGAAAACCAGCAUAAAGAAAAACACGCUAAAUCCCACCUACAAUGAAGCAAUAAUCUUUGACAUCCCCCCGGAGAACAUGGAUCAAGUCAGUCUGCUUAUAUCCGUCAUGGACUACGAUCGCGUGGGCCACAACGAGGUCAUCGGGGUUUGCCGCACGGGGGUCGCCGCCGAGGGGCUGGGCCGGGACCACUGGAACGAGAUGCUGGCCUACCCGCGCAAGCCCAUCGCCCACUGGCACCCGCUGGUGGAGGUGAAGAAGUCCUUCAAGGAGGUGCGUGGGGCUGGUUUUUUCCUUUUGGCGCAGGCACUGUGCGUGGCCGAGCUGGUUCAAGGCUUCCGGAGAGCUCUGCUCUCGCCUGGGCGCUUCUGACCAGAGCUGGGGGAAAUUUCUCGCCAGACAUGAACUCCGGAGAGCGAGCAUCUCCGUGCGGUCUGAAAUAGCUCCUUGUGCCUGAGAGCAAGAACGAAAGCGAUCACAUCUGCAGAUCUGAUUGUUGCUGUAGCUUUCUUCUUCUUCUUCUUCUUCUUUUAACUAGAGAUCGAGAGCGGCAACGCUGUUCUGAUUGCAGAAAAAAAUUGUCCAGGGUAUCAUGUAUUUCAAGUUUUAAUUUUUUCGUCCUAAAAGAUUUUUCUGUUGACUCAUCACCAGGCCUUUGAGGGCGAAUAAAUAGAACGAACAUAAUUGCUCCAAGCAUCUCCCGAGAGAGAGAUUCUCCCGAGGCAGCUGCAGAUGAUAAAAUGGGUCUGAAGUGCCUGGGUAACAGUUCGACCGUCUCUAGCAUUUUCUUUCUCCAUUUCCUCACACUUCUAGACAAUUGUUUGCCUUUUGCCUGGCUCAGGUGAUAAAUUCUGAAGGAAAGAGAUAUGGACAAUGACACUCACGUUAUUGACAUUUCUGAUAUAACAAUAAAGCCAGCAUUUGUGCCUAGGAGUGGUAGUAUAAAAAAGGUAAACAGAAGCCGAAUUAAGACACAACAGAGAACAUCUUCAAAUAAUGGAAAUCUGAAAAUUCAUAUUUGCCUGUAUGAGCCCCAUCAUGUUCUCAUAUUGCACCAUCGUAAAUCUGGAAUAUCCACCCAGAAUCGGUUCUUAUAUACUUCCUCUGUAAGAGUAUAUAUAUAUUUAUGUAAGGACAUAAUUAUUCAUGAUGAAAUUCAGAG